Coregonus sp. 'balchen' is the source of this 3867-nucleotide messenger RNA. Lineage: Eukaryota; Metazoa; Chordata; Actinopteri; Salmoniformes; Salmonidae. The record is from the annotation of a GenBank genome assembly.
UGUCACUUCCCGUAAGACAACUUCCGCUAGGAAUGACAACAACAGACAGCUGUUGUCAAGAUGGCGGAUGGCUAUGGAGGAGAAGAGGGUCCCCUGGACGCUAAAGAAGCCGGGGAUCAAAUUAAAUCAAUUUUGAGGCGUUGUAGAGGCCGUCCCAGGCUCACGGAUUCUGACCGAGCACAAAGACGUCUCGAGUCCCGCAAGAAGUAUGAUGUUAGGCGAGUUUAUCUUGGAGAAUCUCACAAGGUUUGGAGUGAGCUUCGCCGGCGAACGAGGUUGAGUGACGCUGGACUUGCCGAGUACCUAAUCCUGCUCAACUCCACGUAUGGGGAGAGAUACCAGCAAAAAUACGGAGGGUAUGUUUACGAAUAAUACAUAAAAUCAGAAUAUCAAACUAACUAGUAACUAAUAUUGUUUAGGUAGCAUAUCCCCUCUCGUCUUUUGUUGACAUUCAGAUAAAUGUGAAUCCUUUCCCCAUGCCACUUCCUUUAAUCAAUUGGGUUAGCUAGCUCAUGCUAUCAACUCAAUAGUGCUUAACGUUAACACAGUAUCCUCAUGCAAUAAAGUUACUGUCAUAUUUAUAUUCCUGGCCGCUAGGAAGACCACCCUAGACGUAUGUGCAAAACUGAAAAGAGGUAAGAAAGAACAACACAUUUUAUCCACUUACCUAUGAAGAAAGGUAGCCCUACAUGAGGGAUUGAUUGAUACAUUUAUGUCACUGUUGAUACUUAUUUUCUUACAGGGAAGAAGGAGAGAGUGUCUAGCCUUUGUAGCGUGGUGACCUGGUACCAGGAUCACUCCCAGACCUGCCCACAUGAACCGCAGCUCAGAGCUCUGGAACCACAACAUGGAUUCUCCACCUCUGCUAUCUGGCAGUGUGAUGCAGACCAUUCAUUUGUACAGCACCUCUCCUCGCCACCUAGAGGGGCCAGUGAUCCUGAGAUGGAGACAGAGACAGAGGAGGAAGUUGACAGGGACACUGGGACAGAGGAAACCGGAGGAAUCAUGACCAGGAGGAGGAGGAGAGAGACAGAUGCCCACAGACAGCUCACUGGUAAGAGAUACAGUACAUUCAGAUACUAAUUUGGCUUUUAAUUGUUCAGGGUCACAUGUAACAGUAUGGGAACCACUGAUCUGACAUAAACCAAGUAACCUGUAUUUAAAUGCAUCUGUAUUCUGUACACUUUCCUAGAUGCAGGAGGGGAUUUGGAAGUGGCCGGAGCUCUGGUGACUAUCAAUCAGGUGGAGCAGGCCACGGCUCUCAGCCAGCUCCCAGGGAUGGAGGCCCCAUCUAGGGAAACUCCACUAACGGAGCACCUCUCUGAGAACCAGUCUGUCUGGGAGAUGGAGGUGGUGAUGGAGGCAGGCAGACAGCAAGCCCAGGAGUCUGACAAUGAGGGGACAGGUUACAAUGCUGUAGGGGAGGACAUCAACCCAGAGGAGGAGGCGGAGGACCUGAGAAGAGACAGAGGAGAUGAAGGAGUGGGUACAUCACAAGAUGGCUACGAGUGUGUUGUAGUGACUGCAUCCUUAACUGACAGACUGGACAAAACCGAUGAGGAGGACACCACACAGACAAUGUGUGACACAGUUGGUGUAGACACUCAGCCCAACCUCCAUCCAGUCCCAGUCUCUUUGCAGGUGCCUGGGCAGGGGGAGCUGUUUGAUUCUCAGACACUACAGACUGUGGGGACCAGCUGUGAGAUACCAGACCAGCGAGGAACUCUGGAGGGUUCUCAGGUUUAAAAAAAAAACGUGUUGGGUCUAAUACUCAUUAGUCAUUUGUCUUGGAAUUUUAUCACAAUCAAGUAUUUGUCGUCCCUGAAAGCACUGCCUUAUAUAGUAGUCAUAUUAACAUGUAGCCUAUCCUAUGUCCCUCUCCCUGUCAUUCCUAGCUGAUCAUCAUCACUGGCCCCAGCUACGAGGCUUUGGCGUCCGAGGGCAUCCAGCUCAACAUGGGGGGCGGAGACGUGGAGGAGGUCACCUGCACUGUCAUAGAGGGUGUGGCUUACAACCAAAUGUGCCAGUCAGGGGCAGACUUUAGGACGACAGAGGAAGACUCCAUCACAGGUACUGCUGGCACAGAGUAUUUUAGCCUUUGCUAACACCGACAGACAAUGCAUUCGAAUAUGCUGUAAUUGCUGUAUAUGCUUAUUAAAGGAUACUGACAUUGACAAGAAUCAAUUAAGAAUAGGUUGCUAUUCCAAUGGUUUGAGACAUUUUUCUCUCAACCCCUCAGGCCUGAGUGACAAGGAGCUGCUCCAGUCCAGUGUUGAGUCUCAUGGCUUGGAGCCCACCUGUGAGAGGGAGCUACAGAGGGGCCUGAGCAGGUGAGUGGCCAGCAUGGAGAAUUAUGGGCAUCACAUCUGUAGAGACAAACUUGGAUGGACAUGCCAUUUUCAUUCCUGUCUUGACUUCCUCAGAGCACUUCUGUAGACUAACCACAGGCAUCGCUCCCUUUUCUAUUUCAGAUGUAGGAGGAGCAGACGAGGUCCUGUCAUCGAGGCAGACGGAAUGCUCAAGAUGUUCCACUGUCCGUAUGAAGGCUGUAGUCAGGUCUAUGUAGCCAUCAGCAGCUUUCAGGUAAAUAGGCUCUUUCAAGCACUCGCCACUUCAGAUUUUGCCUUGAUUUGGAACACCUGGACCUUGUAGUGCCAUCAAGUUCAGAAUAAAGGAAAUAGAAAUGUACAUGUUGCUGUAACUACCAUUUCAUGCUGUGAUUCAUAAUAUGUACUUUUUGUUCUUUGUAUGUUCCCUGCAGAACCAUGUGAAUCUGGUUCACAGGAAGGGGAGGACCAAGGUGUGCCCCCACCCUGGCUGCGGCAAGAAGUUCUAUCUGUCAAACCACCUGCAUCGCCACAUGAUCAUCCACUCAGGUGGGCACACACAUACAAACAACUCUAAAUACUGAUAUACAUUGGCGCAUGAGCUAGUAGGAAUAACUUUGUCCCCUCAUUUUUCAACAAAGUUUGUCGCAGAUGCCGAUCUAAUUCUUCAUCAAACUUUGUGUAGGAGUCCGAGACUUCAUCUGUGAAACGUGUGGGAAAUCGUUCAAACGGAAGAAUCACUUGGAGGUUCACCGGCGCACGCACACAGGAGAGACGCCCCUUCAGUGAGUGAAACACUUUGAUCACUCACAUGUUUUUACUCCCAGACAGUUUAUUUCAUUUUCUCAACACAUUUUAUAUUUAGGUUUUGUACAAUAUAUGCAAUUUUGUCUGCCAAACAGAAAUGACAAUAUGUUGCACUCCUAAAAACAUUUUCUGCAGAUUAGAAUAAUCUUUAAUGUUUCCCCUUCGUCUUGUCUCCCUCCUCUACUUCUUCUGCAGGUGUGAGAUCUGUGGGUACCAGUGUCGCCAGCGAGCAUCUCUCAACUGGCACAUGAAGAAACACACCCCCGAGGCCCACUACAACUUCACCUGCGAACACUGCGGCAAGAGGUUUGAAAAGCUUGACAGCGUUAAAUUCCACAAGUUAAAGAGCCACCCAGACAAACAGGCAACGUGAAGGGCAGUGCUGCUGGAAUGUGCAUUAAAUAUCAACUGGCCAGGGUCAGACCAGAAUGGGACUGAAUCUGUCUGACAAAAUAAAACAAUAGAGGAAGAGUGCCCAUAGAGACAGGUAUGACCUUUUGGGGAAAGAGCAGCUCUUUUGAAUGAACACUUAGGACAUUGCUUAGUCUCCCUCCCUAUAAUGGGCUUUAGACCAUGCUCUCAAAGCUGUGCUGGACACAGCCUUUUCAGAGCUCACAGAGGCAGCCUUGCUGUUGGUGUAGUACAUUUCAGCACAGUUGUUUACAUAAUGUGUUGUACGCCUCUAAACCAUACUGUCUCUAUACCAUAUUAUUAACAUAUCCAUUGAUUUUCU